AAAAACUUGAAACUUUUUUACAAGGAAAUCGAAAUUGGAAUCCAUUGCAGCCAUAGAGUAAAUUAUCCAUCCAUGGCGGAUCUCGUCGCUGUCAAGACUUUUAUUUAAUUUCUGUUUCAAUUAUGAAGCACCUUCAAUGAUUUUAAGUGAGAUUAUAGUGUGGAAGUGAUCGUGUGGCGGCGCGGUCUCGGUGAUACGGCUCGUUGGUCGGCAGCACCAUGUUCAGUGGGACGGUGCGAGUUAGAGUAUGCGAGGCGACGGGUCUUCGGCCGACCGACUUUCAGAAACGGCACAAUAUGACCUUCGGAAAGCCAGACGACCAGCCGAUAGACCCGUACGUGUCUAUAGACGCCGACGAGCACCACCUGGCCCGCUCCAGCACCAAGCCGAAAACAUUCGACCCAGUGUGGAACGAAACGUUCUCUCACGAGGUGCACAAUGUUGGCAGUUUGGGCAUCACCGUAUUCCACGAUGCAGCCAUUCCGCCGGAUGACUUCGUGGCAAACUGCACGAUACCGUUUGAAGAUCUGAUGCUGCGUGACAAAGAGGCCACGGAUUUUUGGGUCGACUUGGAACCUCAGGGGAAAUUGCAUCUUAAAAUAGAUCUGAUAUGGAAUUCUCAAGGCGCGGAGAGCGCGGCGGGCGCGGGCGCGGGCGCGGCGCGCGGGCGCGGGCGCGAGUUCAAGGAGGGCGCGGGGUUCGCGCGGCGCCGCGGGGCCAUGCGCCGGCGCGUGCACCAGGUCAACGGACACAAGUUCAUGGCCACCUUCCUGCGACAGCCCACCUUCUGCAGCCACUGCCGCGAGUUCAUCUGGGGUCUGGGUAAGCAGGGCUACCAAUGCCAAGUGUGCACGUGCGUGGUCCACAAGCGAUGUCACUCCCUGGUGGUGACCAAGUGUCCGGGCAUGAAGGAGGAGGUAAGGCAGCAGAGCGUGGCGGGCGUGAGCGGCGGCCAGCGGUUCAACGUCAACGUGCCGCACCGGUUCGUCGUGCACUCCUACAAGCGCUUCACCUUCUGCGACCACUGCGGCUCGCUGCUCUACGGACUCAUCAAGCAGGGGCUGCAGUGCGAAGUGUGUUCUAUGAACGUGCACAAGCGAUGUCAGAAGAACGUGGCGAACAACUGCGGCAUCAACACCAAGGUGAUGGCCGAGAUACUCAACGAGAUGGGCAUCUCGCCGGACAAGAACCCACGACCCAGACCAUCUAAGUACUUGAACGCGUCGCUGCUGGAGGGCGCGGGCGAGCUCGCCGCCGCCGACGACAAGGACGCCGACAAGCACGACGACAAAGAGACGGUGGCGCCGUGGAGGGCGACGCGCCGCGACGUGCAGCAGCUCUACGACAUCAUCGAAGGCAUGAGCGCGGGCGGUGACGGGGGACGUGACAAAGUGUCGCUGGACGACUUCCACUUCAUCAAGGUGUUGGGCAAGGGCUCGUUCGGCAAGGUCAUGCUGGCCGAGAAGAAGGGCACGGACGAGGUGUACGCCGUGAAGGUGCUGAAGAAGGACGCCAUCAUCCAGGACGACGACGUGGAGUGCACGCUGACGGAGCGCCGCGUGCUGGCCCUGGCGGCGCGCCACCCCUUCCUCACGGCGCUGCACUCCGCCUUCCAGACCUCCGAGCGGCUGUUCUUCGUCAUGGAGUACGUGGAGGGCGGCGACCUCAUGUUCCAGAUCCAGCGCGCGCGCAAGUUCGACGAGCCGCGCGCCAGGUUCUACGCCGCCGAGGUCACGCUGGCGCUCGACUUCCUGCACGGCCACGGCGUCAUCUAUCGCGACCUCAAGCUCGACAACAUCCUGCUCGACAGCGACGGACACUGCAAGCUCGCCGACUUCGGCAUGUGCAAGGAGGGCAUACUCGACGGUGCGACCACCACCACUUUUUGUGGUACCCCUGAUUACAUUGCGCCUGAGAUUCUGCAAGAGCUGGAAUACGGUCCGUCGGUGGACUGGUGGGCGCUGGGCGUGCUGCUGUACGAGAUGUUGGCGGGACAGCCGCCGUUCGAGGCGGACAACGAGGACGACCUGUUCGAGAGCAUCCUGCACGACGACGUGCUGUACCCAGUGUGGCUCUCCAAGGACGCCGUCUCCAUACUCAAAGGGUUCAUGACGAAGAACCCGUCGCGGCGGCUGGGCGUGUGCGGCGGCGCGGGCGGCAUCCGCGCGCACCAGUUCUUCCGCGACGUGGACUGGGACGCGCUCGCGCAGCGCCGCCUGCGCCCGCCCUUCCGACCCAAGGUGAAGAGCAAGCGCGAGGCUGUGAACUUUGACGCGGAGUUCACGAAAGAGGAGCCCGUCCUCACGCCCGUGCCGCCGGACGUCGUCCGAGCCAUCAACCAGGAGGAGUUCCGCGGUUUCUCGUUCGUGAACAAGGACUUCAACCCGCAGCCGGCGGUGGUGGAGAAGCCGCCCGUGGCCUGAACCCUCCCUCGCGCGGCACGGAGCGAUCCUCUCACGCCAUCACUCUAGUCAUCGGAGGGAGUAGCGAGUGUACCGCGGCGUACACUGCGUUUUGGAUGUCUGUCUUAGCGUACGUAGGUUAGGGAGCGCUCGAGUCUCUACUAUCGAUAAGUUUUUGGCAGUCUCUGUCGAUUUAAUAAACGCAGCGUUGGUUUAGAUCUGAUUUAGAUCUUUAUUAUGUCGAAUCCAAACGGAUUUUCGACUAUUUUGUUAAGUUUAUUUUAUUCGUUUAUUCAAAAUAUUUAUCGCUUAAUGUACCAUAGAGAUCUGACCACAGAUGUGUUGAUCCCCAAGGAAACCCCCCCCCCCCUCUCGCGUUGCGUCUAUUAGUUCGACAGAAUAUCUCAUUUUAUCAUCACACUUGACAUCACAUUAUUUUUUACUUACAAAAGUAAUACUUGACCCUUUCACGACAGUACCAUAGCGUUAGCGCGGGAAUAUUUUCACAAACUUCUUGUUGAUACAUGCAAAUAUUUAUCUUGGAAAAACAUCGAGAACAAUACUCGAUAAACGCAGAGCUUUUAUUGAUAUUGAUCGAUACAUAUAUCGAUUAAUAUCGAUAGUAAAAUAAUAGAAUAGUUGUGCAGUUCUUUCGUGAUAAAUACAGUGUAUGUAAGCUGAAUCGUACUAGAAUUAGCCGCAGUAAGCGAUUACCUCAGUCAAAAAUAAUAUAUUAGGCCUGGGUUACACUACGUCCAAUGUCCGAAUUUCGGUGAAUGAGUUAGGCUGAAUAAUAUUCUUUAGAUUUGUCAGUUUGUCAUUAUUUGUCAAUAUUAAAAUAAAAUAUGGGGCAGAUAAAAUUGUAUGGCAUUAGGGCAUUAACUAUCUCCGCAAGUCAGAUUACAAUGGUAGUUGAUUCUAGCUUAACCAUCCUAUUUAUUCUAUCCAGUAGUCCACGAAUUGUAUAGUAGGUCCAUAAGGAUUCCACAUUUAUAAUACCUAGGUAGACUAGGUCUUAGGGCGUAGUGUAGCCAAGUGUACUCUACCUCGUAAUUGAGUAUAUCUGAAGUUGCCAAAUGGUAGUUGAAAUUAUUUUGUUUUGAUCAACAUACACGAUUGUUUUCUUAUGAUGUGUCUCUGUCCACGAUUGCACUAGCCAGAGUUGAAUAAUUUUAAAAGAUUAUUAUAUUACGUAUAUUUUAUAUUUAUUGUGCACAUGGUCGGUACGUGAAAUGAGUAUAUAGCAAUAUGCAAUAUUAGAUGAUUAUUGAAAGUAUAUAAUGUUAUCUGACAUAGGUGGUCUGUUUUACACGGCUUGUUGAGUAGUUUGUCCGUAUAUUACAAAUCUAGGCUAUGCAUAUUUAUUGCACAAAAUUCCUAAAUCUAUUAAUUUCUCCAGCGAAUUUUGCGGUAUUUAAAAUUUAUUUUGCAUAAAUGUUAUCUGAGUUUGGACCAAAAAAGUGUUUAAAAAUAAAUUAUCACAAUCAGAUUAAAUAAUAUUGACAAAGAAACUAUACGAUCAACAAAUGUUCGUGGUGUCAAAGAAAAGAAAGAUGCUGGAAGAUUUUAUAUCACCGUGAUAUAUUUCUUUGAUGUUUGGUGCAUAACAGAGUAUAUUAGAUCCGUGUACCAAAUUGUUCGCGCAACAGUGAAGUUACCAAAAAGUUAUGAAAUUAUUUUAUUUAUUGUUGAUACUAUAUUGAAUAUAUUUUCCAUUGAGAUUAAACGAUAUAAGGUUAGAGCAAUUAUAAUUGUAAAUAUUGAUGAAAAUGCAUAUUUGAAAGUAAGUAAUACGCGAUAGGUGUGGCCAGCGUUGAAUUUUUAUUUUAAAUAUUUAGUAGAUUUUUUUCGCGCUGGCAACACUACGUUGCAUGGGAUGAGUCAAGUAAAACCCCAUUCGCGUUAGUAGCGUAUCAUUAUUGCGCGUGAUUACGUGUCUGUGUGUGUGUGCGUGCGGGUAUGUGUGUGUGUGCGUGUGUUGUGCGCUGAGGCGGAGGGGAGGGAUCGCUGGGAGGGGUUUUGUUUUAUUUGUUCACGUGACGUACCUACCGAACGGUGCUUUUGAUAUAUUUGAAUUUAUAACGAAAUGGGGAAUUGACUUUUGGUUGGUUGUUGUCUCCCUAUGUAAACUGCACUGGUUUGAUAGUGGGAGAAUCUAAUUAGUUGGGUUAAGGGACUCUGUUAGGAGCAAGGAUAAAUGUGUUGAUAUCCAGAGUAGUAUUUAUGGCCUAUUCGUCGUUACGAUUAAUCUUGCUUUGUGUUUGUCGAAGCCGAAAUACGUUUUCGAGAUCGCAUAUAUUUUGGUGUUCGAUUUGUUUAAAGAGCGCGUGGAAUCUUGAACGUGUGCGAAUGAACCCGAAGCCGAAUUUUCGGGCUAAAUGAAACCAGUGCUGCAGGGAGUUGGUUCACAGUUGGUUCCUAAUUUGAUACAAAGUGUGUAAUAUCUCGCUUCUAGUCCUACGUUGUGUGAAACAUUGCGUUUAUUAUGUAUACCUACGUUAGUUGCGGAGCAUUUCUUCCAAUACUCAUUACGUUUCGGGCUUUACUCCACACUCGUUCUCGCAGUAUUGUACCCGUAAAGCUUGUGACACACUUGGUAACUGAUCCACGUGGAAGUGUAACACAAGCUUUACCGUCCCUGCCUGAGUUGUUUUAUGGAAUAUUUUGUUUUGUUUUUGUACAAGUACUGUAAGUACAUUAUUGUUUGCGGACAUCAGCGUGAGUGCGAGUGUGAAGCUAUUGGUAACGCUUCGCUCUGUCACGUAGCGACAGUAUUCUUUUUUGGAGUAUUAUUUCUAGUUCUUAUCGUUAGUACCGAAUAUACCAAAGGUGUUAAGUUUACGUUAUAGUUUAUGGGACAUUUUAAGUGUACGUUGUAUGUAAGAGGGCGCUCCGCCCUUCAGCAAGGAGAUCAAUGCACAAAUGUAAUGCUUUAUGUAGUUGUUAGUGUACUAUAAUUGAAACAAAUAUAUAUUAUAUAAAUUAUAAACAAAUUAUAAAUCUCUGUAUGUGUGUGUUUUGGUCUAAAAGGGCUGGUUAUAGGCGGUAUAAGCAGAAUCAAAAGCACCUUGCCUAGUACACUUUCAUAACAACAUUAUCAUUGAAGUGUACUAAGUUAAGGCUAGUAGUUUCCUCAUAGAUGACCCCUAAAAGUGGCCUUUUUGACAUUUGAUCAUGAUAUCGCCGUGUCGAGUCGCAGCAUUCGCAGCCGUCUCUUACGUUCGAGUUAGUUGGAGUUUAGUCGGCAUACUGGAUGAGAUGUGCGUUGUGAUCGAGUUUCGUGUCAUUUGUAGCGUCAGUGUCUGUCCAGACAGGAACGAAGCUGAGCUAAGCUGGUCUGACGUAACCGACCAAUAGAAUUGCACAAUAUAUACAUCUCGGCUACGUAUUGAUCUAUGUUGUUUUUCAGACUGGGCGCGUACAAUCCUAUUGGUUAAUAAUUUCUUCUCAGCUGAGCCCCCUUAGAAUGUUAUAAACACGACACGAUGCUCCGUGUCGUUUAAUUUAAUGUUUGUGAUUGGCCAAGAGACCAACGUGUAAGUCACACGUUAGCUUCUCGACCAAUCACAAUGAAACGACAUGUAAUGUUUGUUGCUUUCGUUUUAAGGGGGCAGCUCAGUUUCUUCCUUGCGUGUUGACUCACAAGCAUUCUUAAUGUAUUGACACGUUUUACUGGCGCCGAAUAUUAUCUCCUCGCGUUAUGUUGUUUAGCAGACCACUGCAUGUGGCUGGUAAUUGUUAUUUUGUUCCAGUGAUAAAUAUCGAUAUAUUUAUCGAUGUGUUUUUUUAUUUAUCGAUUUCACUUCUUGAAAGUAAUUUUUUAUCAAUAAUGUCAAGAGGGAAUUGAUAGUAUUGUGAUUGAUUUAGAAAUGUUUUUUUUUUAAUAGUGAUGGUCGGCCGUAGUUCCUGAUACCAACGUAAAGCUUGUAUUUGAGGGUGGAUUCAGGACUAUGUGUGACUAUGUGGGGAUUAUUUUAUCUACUAGUAUACAUUUUCAAACCCACUCCAUAAAAUAAUAUAUCGGCACUAGUACAACGAUUUUCAUACAAUAUGAAAUUCCGACACGGAGUUGUGUAGCGCGGUCCAACGCGAUGUCAUUCUGUAGUGAUGUGAAGUGUUACGUAGCGCGGUAGUGUUGUGACACGUCGAUAUCGCGGUGUGCGUUGGUCGCUGUUUUCUAACGUUCAUUCUGUUAAUUAGACGUAAGUUUGGUGUCUGUGCGUUAUUAAUUUUUGAUGUGAAUCAUACUAAUACAUACCAUGAGUGCGGUGUGAUCAUUCUGUGUACUCAAUGAAAUGCUAUGUUUUUAAAUGGAUUUAUUUGGUCAUUGUUUGGUUUUGUUGAGGAUUAUGUAAUAAAAAUAGGAAUUAUUGUUAUUUAUUUUCACAUAGUGCAAAAUUAUAGAUUCAUGGGUGCAAUUAGAUUGAUGAAAGAGUUGGAAUGCACUAGUAUAUUUAAAAAAAUAUCGUUGUGUUUUUAGUACUUAUUAUAUAAUAACACAUAGUUCAGCUUCUAAUAUAGAUAAUUAUUUAGCCGCGUUUUCACCAACAUAUAUAUAAAAAUGGGGAUGUCAAAAGACCAAUGCAUCAAAGUGUGGCUUCGUCGAAUUAUUGUAGUGUUUUAUUGGGCGUUAAAGAUUUACUUAGUUUAAAGAAACUUGUGCAAGCAUACGCUUUUAUUGUAUGCAGAAUUAUCACACGGUACAUUAAAUGACGCGUCACAUAUUGUAAAGAUGGCGCGUGUAACGUUAGAUGUGUCAAGUCGCGUCUUAUUUAUUUCUGAUACAUAUGUCCUACAUAGUUGUGUGGUGUAUGCGUGCGUGUGCGUGUGCGCGUGAGUGCGUGUGCGUGUGCGCGUGUGCGUGUGCGCGUGUGUAGCGCGCCGGCGCAUCGCCGAGCGUUGGGUUCCCGCGGGAGUGCACAGAGGUCCCGCGGGAGUCGCCCCGCCGCCGCAUUUCCACGUAGUUGAAUAGGUUUAAGGGUAUAUUUUAUCGAUGUUAUCUGAUCCUGUAGUGGUUCCCCGUGAGUAGUGGUUUGUUUUGUGUCGGCGGUGCAGUGUGGCGGCGGGACGUCCGCUCGGCUCUGUAAUAGCUGUGAUUACGUUGUGUAAGAUUUGUUUCCGUAAUACAUGUGUUCUCAUUGCCGACCUGGUUUAUGCAAACAAUAAUAUGAUGCGUUUUAGAAACAUAUUUUUGAUUUUUUCGAAUUUUUACAAUGUUGUUUAUUUUAUUCCUUUUUUGUAAGUGUCCGUUGCGCUGGUAUCUUUAUUUUAAAAGAAUUCUAAGCGUUUAAAGUACUUACAUAUUUAUUUUGAUUUCGAUUAAUUUCGUAUACCUCCAAAAUGAGAGAAUUUUAUUAUUACCUCCGCAUCGGACACACAUAGAAAUAAAUGCAAAUUUAGUACAAUUUAUGUCAUAUGUGAGCGUGCUCCAAUCAUUGCGGAUGCACAGAUGCACUCGAAGCUAUUUAUAUACAAACCACAUCAUACAUCAUGUAAUUAAAACCAGUUGUAACACUUAAGCCCGGUUUCGUUUUGGGACCGCUGAAAAUGUUGAAAGGGAAUCCUUUAAAUUUGUUUUCGUAAUUCAUAUUUAAAUACACCCAAAGCAUCAUGUUUAGGGGUCUCAAGAUUGGAAACGGGCUUAUACCCACUUGGGUCCGCCCUGGAUCGUGUUUCUCUGAAGUGAAAGAGCGAUUUUCGUCAAUGGGCUCAAGACGGACUUCUCUCUUAGUGUCGACAGGUUUCCUUCACUCACCACCAUGUUAGUAGUGGGUGGUGCGCGAACUAAUGAACUUAUGCUGACUUAUAAUCAACAUAAGUGUUACCGCCUUACGACUCUUAAAUAAUCGGGUCUUGUCUAAUGAAAACUACAAGAAACCGAUUAGCCAAGUCGAAGGCGUUUGGUACGUUUGACGGCAGACACAAGUGGGGUUGUGUCGAAUGAGUUUGUACUGAACGGGGGAAGCUCGGUUUUAUUUGUCGUAUGUUUUGUAACAAUACAGGUACCUGAACAUUGUGUGGUGUUACAACUCGGGUACAUGGCUGACGUAUUGACGGACAGUUCGCUGCGUUGUGUAUUUAUUAUGAAACAUUUUGUUAUUAAGAUAAAUAUGUCUGUUACUUUGGUAAAUUGUUACUAUAGUUUAUAUUGUUCUCAUUGUAGGCGCGAACCUCCUCUACUGAAGGGGGUUUCAGCAUGAUUGUCUCACUUCUUUGAACUUAGUGUGUUUUCCUUCAUUGUUAAAAUUUGUGUUAACAAUGUCAGCGAACUGUCCGAAUCCACUAUACACUAGAUCAAGUAAUUUUCAUAUAUUCUUUCUAUUCUAUAAUAAUAUUUAUUGAUUUAAGAAUAAAGUUGAGUUCCACGUUUCACCAACUGUGCCAAAAUAAAUAAACCUGUGAAUUGAACACAUUGGCCGGUUAUUUCGCGAAUUAGUUUGACGCGCAGGGCGAUGAGCCGGCUGUAAAGCAAGAUCACGGGUUCGAUCAGAGACAAGUGCUUGUCUCUAUUACAGAAGCACGUGGUUUAGCUUCUGAUAACAUUAGACGGUCUCCUGUGGGACUACGAGACAUGUGUGGCCGCUUCUCGAAAUAACCGGCCGAUGCUCAAGUGGACCAUAAACUCUUUAUAAAUAGCUUGUUUCACGCAAAUGCUAUGGACUUUGCUCGAAUGGCGCAUCGCUUGUCUAUACAGCGCUCACUUGCUACUGAGCAUGCUCUAUUACGGAUAGAUGCUCUGCCUACUUGCUCGACUAGUCAAUGAGCGUAAUGCCAAAUGAUUAUGUUGAGUGCGCUUUUGUCCUACACAGCAUCUCCAGGCAGACUACAAAUAUACUGUGACGUCUUAUAUCUAUUGUUGAUAAUGCACUGUACACUCACUGUUAUAGUAAUUUUUUAAGACUGUAUGUCAAGCGAUGCAGCUUUAUUGUAGACCAUGCGUGGUGGUUGCAGUUAAUGAGAUUUUCUAGAUCCAAAACAUGACAAUUAGAUGAUACUCUUUAGGCUUCACGCUAUACCAUACUACAUCGUGACCCCAGUCGCAGGAGGCGGAGUACUCUUCAUCUGCUCGUCACUGGGAUAGCGAAACAAGAGGAGUCUUAAGGCAUUCGGUAAUCUCACUCUCCAUACGAAACGCAAGAUCAAAUGUCCACUUCGCGCUAGUUUUCAAUGAAAUAGUAUUACUGCAUCAUAAAUGUCCCACAGACACCAGAAAUACAGAAAUAAUUGAACAUAGUAAAGUUAUCUUGAGAACAAUUAAUUGCAAUCACUACGCCGGUCCGCACAGAGCAUGUGCCGCUGCAAUAUCGCACGUUUGUCCACCGUGUAAAAAAUAAAACGAACGUACAUAUUUCGAUGCCAUUUUAAUUAAGCCAUAUGUUAGCUGUAACAUACAUAUCGCAUUGUUUUCAUACUUUAUACCUCACGCGUGUGUAUACACAGCGAUGCGAUGCGAUGCAAAGCUACGCUUAUGUAGUAGGCGAUGGGUGUGUAACAAGAUACCGCUAGUUCGUAUCUACACUGAGACAAAUGUUCAAUUGGGUGUCUGUUUCGGUUGUAGAUUGUGGGUUUGACGGUCCUUCGUGGUUCAAAGUCAUGUACCUUAAUGCGAGGCCAAGUAGAUAUUACGUGAAAUUUAAUCAUGACUGCGUUAAGGGACUAUAGACGGAACACUUUUCGCCAUACUACUUUACUGUUAAUAUAUGUAAAUAACAGCAAAAAUAAAUGUAAUUUUUGUGGUUGUUGGCCAAUUGUAAUAUCAUUGCUUUCUACCGCAACGCAUAUCUGUGUGUACACAAGCACAUGCAGUCAGCGGUGCAACAUGUCCGGUGUUGAACAUAGCACAAUAUUGAAAUCAAUAAAGUUUUAUAUUUUACGUGUGGCGCUGCAGGAAUGCAAACACCUCUCUUCUAUUACUUAAUUACAAUAUUAAUUUACUACUUAACUCUUCAUAGGUUUGUACAGUUUUAAACUCCUAAUUAUAAUGCCUGAAUACGCAUGCUACUUAAAAAAGUAACUUGUAGCAAGCAAUGAGUCUGUGUCUACAGAACUACGUUGGUCUCGGCAGUGUUGUGUGCUACUAGUGAGUAAGCAUGCUCUUUUAGCACGAGUAUUUUAGUGAAUUCUGUACGGGAGUUGGUGCUUUGGUUUGCGUUGCUGCAGGCUGUACGUUCAUGUUAUUUUUUACUAAUUUUUGAAUAUGCUUAUAUUAUAAAAUAUUUUACGCUUCCCAGAGGUGUUAUAGCCAAAGAACGGAUUGUACAAAGCGGCUGAAAGCCAAUAUUUUGUUGUCUAUUAGUUGAAUUCAUAGUCUUGCCAGUGGUAAUGUCCGAAUAUAGGAUACACUUUUGGUAAAAUAUAUAAAAAUAAAUUAAUAUUAUUAAAAGUGUUUUUUGUAUGGUUGAUGCUUUAGCAUUACGGAGUGUACUUAACGACGGGAAUCUCCAGUUACCAAUGUUGGAAAAUAUACAGCCGCGACUACACGAACGGCCUUACUCGCUUGUAAUAAAGUUUAAUUAUCUUAAAAUUAAAUAACAUAGCAAAAUAUUGUAUUUUGUAAAUAAAUAUAAACAGAUCUUACGGUAUGUUAAAUUUACACAUAGGCCCUUCAUGCACUCGCGGCGCCAUGAUCUGAUAGAUCUUUAUAAUCUGAUUUUAUACGUUAAUUAUCGUGCCAUUCGAAUAUUUAUUUAUUUAAUUGUAUUGUAACCGCCAUUUUGAAACGGAUUGUAAACCGAAACGAAUUAUAACUUAUGCAAUUUGUUUUUACAAAAGAUCUGAGAAUGUGUUGGCGAUGGUAUGUUAUAGUAGAAGUAUACUUCGUAAUGUAUUCGUAUGUUUAUGUUAUUAGUAGCUAACAAGAUACGAGACCUGUUGUAUUGCGGCGGGACGAACCGGGAUCUCGGGGACUUUAAAGUAUAAUUUAAAAAAUAUAUGGUUUUUAUAUGUUUUUAUGGUUUUGAAUAUGAUUUUAUCUAUGUACCGAUGGUACAAUUACAAAUAAAGAUUUUUUUUUAUAUUUUUUUUUAUUGUGUCCCCGAAACCACGGCUGUCCGUCCGCAUAAUACUUAUAUUUGUUGUUCGUUCACUGAGUCACUAUUAGAACACAUUUAGCUGAGUAAAUUAAUGCAUAAUAUAAUAUAGUUUUAUGAUGAAAUAAAAUAUGUAUAUGUAAUCCUACAUGUCUAUUAAAUCGAUGAAAAUAGAUUAUUA
Manduca sexta (tobacco hornworm) is the source of this 11612-nucleotide messenger RNA. RefSeq names its product protein kinase C (gene Pkc98E). The record is from RefSeq and is a predicted model, not a curated record. Gene Ontology annotation, molecular function: ATP binding; diacylglycerol-dependent serine/threonine kinase activity. NCBI's taxonomy places the organism in Eukaryota, Metazoa, Arthropoda, Insecta, Lepidoptera, Sphingidae. The transcript has 17 exons. Bases 219 to 2423 code for a protein of 734 amino acids. Gene Ontology annotation, biological process: protein phosphorylation.